AACGUUUUGUUCGUGUUGGCGCAUGCUCACAUUAGCAGUCGUAACUUCCGCUAUGUGACUACGUGCGGCGGCCAUAUCACAAUUCAAGGGUAUCUGAAGGCGCAAGGCUAGGCAACAUGUACCGGUUUGCUAAAACUGCGAUCAACAUCACCGGUAAGGCCGCAAGGCAGGUGAGGCAUGGAUCCACCGCUCCAGAGGACUUCCACGCCAAGUACGGCACCGGUGUGUUGGUUAGUGGAGCCGCCUUCUGCACGGCUGUGUGGGCGUAUGUGCUGACUCAGACUGGCAUCACCUGGAAUCUGUCACCUGUUGGAAGGGUCAUGCCCAAACCAUGGAGAGAGGCUGACGAGUGAAGAGCUGCCAUGUGUCCCACCUCAUGAAACCUCUGGUUGUACAGAUGAAUAAUGAAAAUCUGCAUGUUCAGACACUGAAUGCUUGUGUUUAUUCCAACAUGUUACUUUGUCCAAAUAAAUUAAGCGUGAUUCUGCUGA
This is a messenger RNA of Scatophagus argus, 491 nucleotides long. RefSeq names its product cytochrome c oxidase subunit 7B, mitochondrial. NCBI's taxonomy places the organism in Eukaryota, Metazoa, Chordata, Actinopteri, Scatophagidae. The transcript has 3 exons. The record is from RefSeq and is a predicted model, not a curated record. The coding region runs from base 117 to 353 and encodes 78 amino acids. Gene Ontology annotation, biological process: mitochondrial electron transport, cytochrome c to oxygen.